AUGGAUAUGUUUACUUUUACCAGAAAACCAAUUUCACUUCCUACAAUCAAUGAAGUUAAAGGAUAUAAGAAAACAGAUGAUCUGAUAAUGUUUUUAUAUGAACAAGACUUAGAACUUAAGGAUAAGCAUUUCACAUUUCUUCAAAAUCAAGAACUUACGGGUCAGUGUUUCCUUAAGUUAAAUAUAGAUACACUAAUGCAAGAUAGUUUAAAACGAGGACCAGCUGAAGAAAUUGCAGAGUUUAUUAAUAAAAUUAAGGGCGAAAAACAGGGAAAAGUGAAUGAACUGUUAAAAGAUUCAUCAUAUCUUCCUAGAAGUAAAGAAGACGAAGAAAUUUGUCUAGAUGAUUAUGAAAUGAUAAAAGAUUAUUAUGUGCCAUAUACAACCUUGGUUCAAGCCAAUUGGUAUACCAAUAAAAAUUCGCAAGAGAAAUUUUGGAGAGAUGUUAAGAACAGAAUGGGCGAUAUCAAGUUCCAUUUUAUGAAAUGUUCUAGGGAUAGCAAGAUGACUGAAUUGGUUAAGAAAUAUUUAGUUAAAAAAAAACAUAUAAAACAAAAAGGUUCAGUUAAAUACCUGUUUGCAUUUGAUGAAGCUUGUACACUAGUUGGUAAGAAGGUUAAAAGUAAGAACAUUGAAAAAAAUUCACUGUUCUAUUAUAUUAGACAUGCUUUAAUUCACUUACCAAAAAAAGCAGGUAUUUUUGCAGUCUUUACAGACACAUAUUCAAAUAUUUCGAACUUUUCACCUGCUUCUUAUCUCGAUCCAUCUAAAAGAGUUGCAGAGGCUGGUUCUCAAUUAUUUGGCUAUUUUAUUUGCUAG
Molecule: messenger RNA, 819 nt
Organism: Cetraspora pellucida
Lineage: Eukaryota; Fungi; Glomeromycota; Glomeromycetes; Diversisporales; Gigasporaceae
Source: the annotation of a GenBank genome assembly